AUGUUUGUCAAACGGAUCAACUAUGAACUGAACAGACGUGUAGUAUUGCCUUAUCUCAAUUACGACGACUACUUUUGGUUAGGCUUUAAUGGAGGAAGAGUUAAUAAUCACAACUCUUGGGACAACUCAAACAUCUUAAGGACAGCCCUAUUGGGCGUCGAAGACGAGACAUCUCUACAUCAAGUGGUGAACAGAAGUAUCAAAAGUAUCGAUAUAUUCAUCAAUCAGUACCCGACUGACGGCGGUUGUGAUGAGGGGCCGACGUAUUGGGGUUGGGCUGGGGGUCGACUCAUCGACUACCUCGAGCUCAUGACAACAGUGUCCGCCGGAAAGAUCAAUUGGUCGGGCAAUGAACUGAUCGAUAAGAUCGGGACGUUUAUAUACAAAGUGCACAUCUCAGAGGACAGGUAUGUGAACUUUGCGGACGCCCAGGCCAAAUUAGGGGUGGAAGCGUCGGCCGUCUAUAAGUUUGGCCAUACCUUCAACGACACGACACUCAAACACUUCUCAUCAUAUGUGGGCCAACGAUAUAACUACGAGUCCAUCAAAACGGCGUCCGACUUCUUGGGCAGUCUGUCUGUGUUUGUGUCCACUCUAUUGACGUAUUCAAAGAUCAAAGACAUCGAACCCAAGGCUCCGUUUCCACAGAACUUCUACUUUAAAGACCUCCAGGUCUUCACCGCCCGAACAGAAGCCGGGUCGACAAAAGGACUGUUCAUUGCGGCCAAAGCGGGCACUAAUCACGAGAGCCAUAACCACAACGACGUCGGGAACUACAUUAUAUACGCUAACGGAAAGCCAUUCCUAAUCGAUGUGGGCGUCGGUGUCUAUAAUAACGAGACAUUCAGUAAAGACAGGUAUAAGAUAUGGUCGAUGCAGAGCCAGUGGCACAACUGUCCCACCAUUAAUGGCAUUCAGCAAAAGAAUGGCGAUAAGUACGAGGCCUCAGGUGUGAGCUAUUCAUCCACUGAAGACACCAUUAAGUUUAGCGCAGAUAUAGCCGGCGCCUACCCUAAGGAGGCAGACGUCAAGAGUUACGUCCGAAACAUUGAAUUCAAUCACAAACUCAACACAAUUACGGUUACCGAUGACUACGAGCUGAAGAAGUGGUUGAGUCCAUUGAAAGUGCAUUUCAUCAGUCAUUUGAAGACUCAGAUGAGUAGCUCUAGCGUACAGUUUGUGGACAAAGACAACAGC
Messenger RNA from Oppiella nova, 1197 nucleotides. NCBI's taxonomy places the organism in Eukaryota, Metazoa, Arthropoda, Arachnida, Sarcoptiformes, Oppiidae. The record is from the annotation of a GenBank genome assembly.